Heterobilharzia americana is the source of this 3213-nucleotide messenger RNA. NCBI's taxonomy places the organism in Eukaryota, Metazoa, Platyhelminthes, Trematoda, Strigeidida, Schistosomatidae. The record is from the annotation of a GenBank genome assembly.
ACUGAUUUUUAGGACACAUAGGAUGAAAUGACAUCAGACCAGUAUUUUCCCCACGUCAUCAUUGUCUGACUGACUGAUAGGUUGUCUAUCCCACUAAAUUACUCGUGAAUUAAGAGGCCCGAACAAAAAAUAUUUGAGUUCAUUACAUUGUUAUUUUCUUUCUUUUGCUUACUACGUACAUAUUAUAUUUCCGAAUUUUAAUCAUCGAAUAUUUAAUGUAUAAAACAAACCUAUCGAUAAAAGAAAUAUCCAGUAUCUCUCGUCUUAGUCUACCAGAACACUAUAUUUGGGAUUAUAACUAUGCCUCAGUGUUGUUUCGCUGGUUGUCACAAUCGUACUGACGAUGGACGUGGUCUCAGCUUUUUCCGAUUUCCUCGUAGAGAUGCUGCUCGGACAGCAUCUUGGAUUAAAGCCUGUGGUCGAAAGGAGUUUGUUCCAUCUCAGCAUUCACGUGUUUGUUCCCAACACUUUAAAUAUGACGAUUUUGAACGAGACAUUCGUUCUGAAUUUAUGGUAGUCGGUCACAAAAGAUUACGUCUAAAGGAAACUGCUAUACCUUGCCCAUCUUAUGUCAACUUACACCAGGAUAUGAGACAAUCAGAGGCAAAUAAAACGCAAUCUAAUUCUAAAAGAGGAUCUAAUGCCAAUAAUGAAACAGAACAUGAAAUAACGUGGGAAAACUCGAGUUCAUUUAGCUUGGCUGCGGAAGAGGUUUUGGAAGAGUGUUCUUUCGAAACAAUGGAGCCUCCUGUGAAGAGGCAAUGCUUUGAUGAUGUCCUAGAUUUGAGCCGCAAAUCAGUUCGUACUGACAAUGAAGUUGAAAAAAUUUCUAGCAAGAAUGAUGACGAUGUUAUCUUGUUAAGUGAGGAUGAGGAUGAUCGUAUGCUUGGCGCUUUGUGCGACGAGAUGGAAAAAGAAAAUGCUCCGAAACAAUCCCUUAUGUCGAAAUCACGUGCCCUUCUUUUGAAGUUGGAGAACGAGCUGAGGAAUGAGGAAAGCACUUUGAUGUUGCUACAGCAAUUGCGAAAUAAUCAGCGGUCACAUGCCCUUCAACCAAAGGGUGCUAAGGUAACAUCAACUGGGACACCUACAGUACGAAAUACACAGUCUCCUGUUAACCAAGUCCGGCCAGCAAGUAACCAACCUCCUGGACGGAAUGGCCCAUCUACGACUGGUGGUAGAGCAACGCAGUCUCCUGCUCAGAAUCCUACCGUUCCUAUCUCAUCAAAUAACACAACAGUACCCAAAGUUACAAAGGGAAUGGCCAUACAUGCUCUUGAACAGCAGUGCAACGGCAAGAAGGCGAUGCUACGGAAGCAGUUGGAAAGAACUCUAGAUAAGGUCGUUCUACCAAAACCUGCAUUAGGUAACGGACUGUCUGUGGUACCAUUUGUACCCAGCACCUUAACAAACGAGUUUACUGCGUUGAUAGGCCUCGAAGAAAUCGUAAAUACCAUACAGGAUUUUGAUCCUCUAAACACCGAGAAAAGUUCUGAUCAAUCUCGAUUCGUUAACCCUUUUUCAUGUUCACGUUGCGGUGCAGACUUUACACCUGUUUGGAAACGUAAGCGCCCUGGUUCGUCUGAAGUUGUUUGUGAAGCCUGUAUAAUUGAUGGUCAACGUUCUGUCAUUCAUAAGGCGUAUAGUAGUGUCGUUUCAGUGGCACUUAAACAGCAUGCUGUUUCUGAGCGUGAGAUUGAGCAUGAAUACCAAGAUGUUGUCAAUUCGCCUGCUAAAUUGGAAGCCUUCAUUAAGGAACACGAGCGCAAGCUUUUUGUCACCCAACAAGCUCAGAUUGCACAACAACAGCAGCAACAAAUACAACAAGUUUCUUCAUCUGCCAGCUUGCAUACUAAUCAGCGAUACCAUCAACAGCAACAAGGUUUCCAGUCCCAGAAUACAUUCAACAAUGCCGGUAGCUCAAGGCAUGGACAAUCGAACGCAGUUAACACCGUGGCGUCAACUCAACUGGGAAUGUCUAACGUGUCUUCUCGCCGACAACCAGCAUCUAAUAAUGCCAAUGUUAAUUCUCCUGCUUCUAUACCUAUUCAGCAGCAAGGGCACUCGACGGGAAAUGUCGUCCAACAGUUGGCUUCUCGCUAUCAGCAGCUUACGAAGGCUGCUGUUGCUGCUGUAGUUGGCGGAGGUCAAAACCCAGUCAAUCAUUCUGUUGCUAGUAAUGCGGCUACUGCUAACUUAAUGAUGGCUGCUGCAGCAAAUCCUAUGCUUGCAGCAGCUGCGGUAUCAGCAACUAGCCAACAGCAACAAUCAGUUGCACAACAGCAGUUAACAGCUGCUGCAUUAGCGCAGCAGAGGUUGGCAGCGGUCGCGGCUCUCAACUUUCAGCAUCAACAGCCUCAUCACGCACAGCCUUCGACAGGAACAGUAGCACCCAAUUCUCCCAUAGACCACUUGGCCCAGUUUACGCAAAUGCAAACAUUAUUGAUGAGUAGUCUCCUAGGGAAUGCAGCUGCUGCCACUGGAGCACAAGCGACUGCUAACACAAGGCAACAGCAACAACAGCAGAUAUUACAACAUGCUCUUUUGCAGUACACCUACUUAUUACAACAGCAACAAGCUGCUGCAGCUGCUCAAGCUCAGCAGCAACAACAACAACAGAGCCAACAAGUUAAUGCUGCCGCCUUGCAACAGUUGAUGAGUGGAGCUGCGGGAAAUCCAACAGCCUGUAUGACGUUGCUACAAAAUUUAUGGGCUCUAAAUGCGGCGUCGAAUGGUGUAAAGAAGUAAUGUUACGACUGUCGUAGUUUUCCAGUAAAUUGUGACUUCACUCGUCGUGUUUUUGUGUAGUAAUUAUUCGUCGAAGCUUUAUGAUUUCAUUGACCAGUAUUUCAGUUUUGCUGUGCCUUAUUACCUCCAUUGCGUACAGCGCUCUUUGACACAAAAUAACUGGGAUCAUAUAUCUUAGGCCGUUGUUUUCAUUUUUCUACAUCUGAUUGUGGUUGAGUAAACAGACUUCAUCCUUUGAAAUCAUAUGUGUCAUUUCCGUUCUUUGCAUUGUAUAUAUUCCCAUAAAUUUGUAGCAUGGUUUCAGUCCCAUUAGCUUUCACAAUGCUACUUCUCUGAUCUUCAGUGAACAUAUCGUUUGUGUACUUGUAACAAACUUUUGCUUUUAUAACUUCAAAUGAAGUCUCUGCUUAUGUUUUUCUCACUACCUUUCGUAAUACUUAUGAAACAGGAUAUUCAGGCCAUCCC